Messenger RNA from Crotalus tigris (Tiger rattlesnake), 2262 nucleotides. RefSeq names its product gamma-glutamylamine cyclotransferase (gene GGACT). The transcript is spliced from 3 exons. The coding region runs from base 693 to 1166 and encodes 157 amino acids. Gene Ontology annotation, molecular function: gamma-glutamylaminecyclotransferase activity. Lineage: Eukaryota; Metazoa; Chordata; Lepidosauria; Squamata; Viperidae. The record is from RefSeq and is a predicted model, not a curated record.
GUCACACCUUCCUGGCAACAACCCCCUCCCCUUCAUCUACAUAACCGAAAGUCCCUUUCUAGCCCAGCCCUUUUGUGACGCCAGGUGGCUCCGCCCAAUCAUCGGCUUUUAAAGGGCCACAACCCGGAAACGACUGAGGUGAGAAGGUCGGAGAUUUUACAGUCUUGGCAAGUCGAUUGAGGCGGAGUCGACGGCUGUUCAACCUGGCAGAUUACUCGCUGGGUUUCAUUUCAUGCCUAUAUGUUAGCCCAGUGCUGAAGUGGAGCAUGCUGCUUGCAACUUCAGUGUGGAAGGAAGGCCAUUUAUACACUCCUGUGCCUGACUCAUGUUUCAAGCAGGAGUUUGCAUUCAUUCUUAAAAACAGGUAUUGGAGUGUUUUGGUUCAUGGAAGACUAUGAACAUACCACCGGGAUGUUACAGAUCACCAGCCAUUUGGGAAUUUAGAGAGGAAGAGGAUGUCAUUUGAUUCUAGAAUUUUGUGAGAUUCAGCAGCAAGCCUUGCGUACCUUUCAGAUAUGUAUGUUUAAAAAUGAUUUCAUACCUUCCUUCGUUUCUUCAGAGGCUUCUUGACCUUUAAAAGACAGCUGCACGUAAACAGUGGUCCUGUUUCAAAUGAAAUUCAAAUAACUGAAUCCUUAAUCUGUCUGUGAAGUCAAAUACAAAGCAUUCUCACAGUCCCCUCAGUUGGAAAAAUGGUCCGGGUGUUUGUCUAUGGAACACUAAAGAAAGGCCAGCCAAACUAUCCCCACAUGAUAAAUGGGGUUCAUGGGACAUCCCAAUUCCAGGGCAGAGGACUUACAGUGGAGAAAUACCCACUAGUGAUUGCAGGCAAAUACAAUAUUCCUUAUUUGCUGAAUAAUCCGGGAAAGGGGCACCGUGUCACUGGAGAAAUAUAUUUUGUUGAUGAUCAGAUGUUGCAAUUCCUUGAUGAAUUUGAAGGAUGCCCAAACAUGUAUCAGCGUACUCCAGCAAAAGUUGAGGUACUUGAGUGGGAAAAUAAAAGUAGCACAUCUGAAAGAAUAUCACCAAUUAAAAACAUUCUGGAAUGUUAUGUGUAUAGUACUACUACUUAUCAGCCAGAAUGGAUGCAUCUCCCUUACUAUGAUAACUAUGAUUCUUUUGGGAAGCAUAAUCUUUCCUACGUCUUACGAGAAAGCAGAGAAUAAAAGUGGAAAAUCAAACAAUGCUUCCAGCUAUGAACACCUACCCAGAUAUUGAAGAACAUCUUUACUAUUUUAUACUAAAAUGCAGUCCUAAUUUACCUCUUCAGAAUAUAAUUGAACUUGGUUUUAAACUUCAUCUAGAAGACUAUUUGUGGGCGUGUGCAAGUAAAACUUCCAUACCAGCCAAAAAUGGACCAAGGGAGAAUGGGGGAAUCCAUUGAACAACAGAGAGAUGCCUUCAGAAUCCAACGAUCUGCUUUCCAAUGACUUCCAAAUGAACAGGAUGAUGAAAGAAUGAUAUGAAUGCCAGCACUUAUGAAACGAAACAUUUGUCUUGCUAAGGUUAAACAGGGUAAUUUAAAUAUUUCAAUUAUGUUAGAAUACUACCAAUAUUCAGGUAGUCAUAUCACCUCCCACAAUGAAUGGGGGAACGGCAUGAAUGGAAGAGGAGGCAAAAGUGAUAAUAGGCCUUAUAUUUUCAUUCCUUAGGGCCCAUUUUUGGUUAAUGAAUACUGUAUUUCUUACUCAGCUAUUGAUUUUAUUAUAUAUAAAUUGCCUCCUAAUGUCUUCUUCAGCUAUUUAAAACUGUAUUACUUAUUGUUGGUUGAAAGUUCUGAAUCAUCAAUAUUUUGCAUUUUUACCAUCAAUGCAUAAGAUUUUUAUAUCAGUGAUAUACCCAUUUCUUUUUUGUCACUGACUUCUUGCAAUGUAUAAUUUUCAUACAUCAUGCUGGUUUUCUUAAUAUGAACCUUCUUAAAAUUAUUAAUUGUAUAGUACCAAUGAGUUAAAAACUGACAAAAUUCUUAUAUUACUACUGGUUUCAAAUAAUAAGGUAAUAUGUUCAAAACUUUCAGAAUUCAUGGAUUUUGAUAUUGUCAAAAAUCACUAUUCUAGAGUUAUAGGACCUGAAACAUGUAGUCUCUUUCAUUUUUUAAAUGUGGCAAAUUCACAAGUGCUAAAAUAAAUCUAUAGCUGAAUAAAAAUACAGGUAGUCCUCGACUUAUGACCACAAUUGAGCCCAAAAUUUAUGUUGCUAAAUGAAACAUCUGCUAAGUGAGUUUUGCCCCCAUUUUAUGAUGUUUCUUGCCAUAGUUGUUAA